Molecule: messenger RNA, 510 nt
Organism: Phycomyces blakesleeanus NRRL 1555(-)
Lineage: Eukaryota; Fungi; Mucoromycota; Mucoromycetes; Mucorales; Phycomycetaceae
Exons: 1
Coding region: 1-510 (169 amino acids)
Source: RefSeq, a predicted model, not a curated record
AUGCCUAUUCAACUUCAAUCGUAUGACGCUUAUUCCUUAAUAGGUCUUCCGCCCGCUGCAGAGGCCUUCCACGCUUACCUCACAACGGUCGUACCAAGCGGAAACCUUGUCCCGGAACCGACCAUCAAGUCAUUCAGCGACUGUACCUACUAUUCAUAUCACACACUCGGUCUCUCAUUCUGCUUCAAACCUACAAAACAACCAGACAAUAGUACCACAUUGAAUCUAGAUUCCAUAGACAUAUACAAUGGUCACACCCGCGAUGGAUUUCAACCAUUCACAGGUCAUAGCUAUCCAUGUGGAUUGACUGCCACAAUGGAAGCCCAUGAGAUCGUUGCCUUGCAUGGCGAACCAGACCGAAAGGGCGGAGGAGGAAAGUCACGUAUGCCCUGUUGGAUAGAAUACCAAUUUGAGGAAGAUGGCCAAACAAAAGGAGGUAUACUUAUUCAAUUGCAUGGCAUUGAUUGGGAAGAUCGUGAGAUGGGCUGGACGAGUCUCGUACUGUUUUGA